CUAAAAAAAUAUUGCAGUCUAGUAUGAGGGGCUUGAUGAACCCUUGUGUUGAAGGCAUGCGAUGUAUUUUUUUAGGGUCAAAAUGCACACGGGUUUUGGUGUUCACACAUGGAGCUCGUAUUGCCAAGUCACGUGCUCUAUGCCCUUAGGGACAGAUGUAAAAGGAAAGUUGGAUUCUUCAGGUGAUUUUGAAAUCAGCACAAAAACACUGCAGGAUCGGAGCUUAAAAAUCAAGCCUUAGGAUGUUCCCUCAAACACGUUGGCCUGAUUUGUCAUCAACUUACCUUUAAGGGAUUUUUUUGUUUGUUUCCAUAAAGCAGAUGAGCCUUUAUAAUACAGUUACGGGGGCAUUAAGACUUUAUUACUGUGUGUCGGUAGUUGGUAUCAGAAAAGUCUAUUCCAGAGGUCCUCAAACUUUUUAAACAGGGGGCCAGUUCACUGUCCCUCAGACAUUCCACACAUGCACACUGCGGGCCCGGGACGAGUCGGCUGCUAAGCAGGACAGGCAGCGGCAGCAAAAACACCCGGCGGGCGGGAUAAAUGUUUUUAGCGGGCCGCACGUGGCCCGCGGGCCGUAGUUUGAGGACCCCUGGUCUAUUCCAUUUCAUCUGAGUUGAAGAAAAAGGGAUAGUGGAACUAAGUAAAAGGAAGGAAACUGUUCAGCAACCACCUGUUGGCAUAUGUGUUGCCACCAUGAUCUGCCUCUUCCCACGAGUGUGGCUUCGGGGCCAUCACCGGCCAGUGAUGGUCAGAGCUUCCCUGAACAUUCUUUCUGCCCUCAGCCCCAGGCCCCGAUCUCUGCUGACUGCCUCACCCUCCAGACCACCUCCUCCUCUCCACCAUCAGCCACAAAUGUGGGCUUCCCCACGACUCGGCGGCUCGGAGUCCUCAUUCACGGUGUUGCCUUCAGCUGUCAGCCACUUUGCUGUUUUGUGGUUCACAAGAGGUGCCAUGAAUUCGUUACUUUUUCUUGUCCGGGUGCGGACAAGGGACCCGACACCGAUGACCCCCGGAGCAAGCACAAGUUCAAAAUCCACACCUAUGGAAGCCCCACCUUCUGUGACCACUGCGGGUCGCUGCUGUACGGGCUCAUCCACCAGGGGAUGAAAUGCGACACCUGCGAUAUGAACGUGCACAAGCAGUGUGUGAUCAACGUGCCCAGCCUCUGUGGGAUGGACCACACAGAGAAGAGGGGCCGGAUCUACCUGAAGGCGGAGGUCACCGACGAAAAGCUCCACGUCACAGUACAAGAUGCGAAAAAUCUAAUCCCCAUGGAUCCAAAUGGACUUUCAGACCCGUACGUGAAGCUCAAGCUCAUUCCUGAUCCCAAGAAUGAAAGCAAACAGAAAACCAAAACCAUCCGCUCCACACUAAACCCCCAGUGGAACGAGUCCUUCACGUUCAAAUUGAAACCUUCAGAUAAAGACCGGCGGCUGUCCAUAGAAAUCUGGGACUGGGACCGGACGACAAGGAACGACUUCAUGGGGUCGCUUUCCUUCGGCGUUUCGGAGCUGAUGAAGAUGCCGGCCAGUGGAUGGUACAAGCUGCUGAACCAGGAAGAAGGGGAGUACUACAACGUGCCCAUUCCAGAAGGGGACGAGGAGGGGAACGCGGAGCUCAGGCAGAAGUUCGAGAAAGCCAAGCUUGGCCCUGCUGGGAACAGAGCGUACGGCCCCUCACCAGACAGGAGGCUUUCCAACAACCUGGACCGCGUGAAGCUCACCGACUUCAAUUUCCUCAUGGUGCUGGGGAAGGGGAGUUUUGGAAAGGUGAUGCUGGCGGACAGGAAGGGCACCGAAGAGCUCUACGCCAUCAAAAUCCUGAAGAAGGACGUGGUGAUCCAGGACGACGACGUGGAGUGCACCAUGGUGGAGAAGCGCGUGCUGGCCCUGCUGGACAAGCCCCCGUUCCUGACGCAGCUGCACUCCUGCUUCCAGACCGUGGAUCGGCUGUACUUCGUCAUGGAAUACGUCAACGGCGGGGACCUCAUGUACCACAUCCAGCAAGUAGGAAAAUUUAAGGAGCCACAAGCAGUAUUCUAUGCAGCAGAGAUUUCCAUUGGACUGUUCUUCCUUCAUAAACGAGGAAUCAUUUAUAGGGACCUGAAGUUAGACAACGUCAUGCUGGACUCGGAGGGGCACAUCAAGAUCGCCGACUUCGGGAUGUGCAAGGAGCACAUGAUGGACGGCGUCACGACCAGAACCUUCUGUGGGACUCCAGAUUACAUCGCCCCGGAGAUAAUCGCUUAUCAGCCGUACGGGAAGUCCGUGGACUGGUGGGCCUAUGGCGUCCUGUUAUAUGAAAUGCUGGCUGGGCAGCCUCCGUUCGACGGCGAGGACGAGGACGAGCUCUUUCAGUCUAUCAUGGAGCACAACGUUUCUUACCCCAAAUCCUUGUCCAAGGAGGCCGUCUCCAUCUGCAAGGGACUGAUGACCAAGCACCCGGGCAAGCGGCUGGGCUGCGGGCCUGAGGGCGAGCGGGACGUGCGAGAACACGCCUUCUUCCGGAGGAUCGACUGGGAGAAGCUGGAGAACAGGGAGAUCCAGCCGCCCUUCAAGCCCAAAGUGUGUGGCAAAGGCGCAGAAAACUUCGACAAGUUCUUCACACGCGGGCAGCCCGUCCUAACGCCUCCCGACCAGCUGGUCAUCGCUAACAUCGACCAGGCUGAUUUCGAAGGGUUCUCGUAUGUCAACCCCCAGUUUGUGCACCCCAUCUUACAGAGCCCAGUAUGAAGCUCACCCACGGAACACACGCCUCCCCUGCCCCCGCCCCCCCACGCCCCUCCCGCAGUGGGACCUGAUCCUUCACCUGACACUUUAUGGCCGCGGCCUGGUUUCUCGUUCCAGACGGAGGCCAGAAAGAUCGUACGGUUGUUAGUCCAAACGUGACCUCCCGUGCAGGGCCUUUCUCUUACAACCAAGAACCUUAUCUUAGCGGAAGAGAACACAGAGCUCAGUGUCCGGUUUCGUCAUGUGGAGGCUGCCUCCGGCGUAGGGCAGCCCUUCCUGGAAAGCAAACAGACUCUUGCCCCUUUUUGGUACGAUUUGAUACGUUUUCCCCGUCCUGUCUGUCGGUUCUCACCAUCAGAAUCCUGCCCCCACCCCAACCAGAGCUGUGGGCUGGACACGGCCCCACCCAGGCGCCUUGGGAAGGAGACGGGGACCCAGAGAGCAGAGAGCGAGCCGGGCGGGUGGGGGCGGGCCGGCGCGGAGCACCUGCCCUUGGUUCUCCAUGGAAAGAGUCGCCCGUUGCCAGCUCACUGUUCCCAGACGUUGACAGUCAUAACCCCAUCACGGCCCGGCAGUGACCGGAUCUUUUAAGGAAAGAGAGCAAGGAAGCCUCGGGUGGGUGUCCGUGGGUCUGUCGUCUCGUCCCCACGCGGUCGCUCCCCGUCGUGAUGCCUGCAUUUCUUUGUAAGAGGCCAAACCUUCUAAGGACUUUGCACAGGACGUCACUCCCCAUCCAGGACACGCCGGUGCGUGUGCGUGUGCGUGUGCGCGUCCGUGUUAACCUCUGGGAGGUUACGCUGCGAUCUGAUCGGGGUGCCAUCCGCAACACCAACCACGCACCAGUGUUGUUAGCCAACCCUCCUCCCCCCCACCCCCACGCACACCCAUGUUUUGCCGCCUGCUUCCUAGGGAGCGAAGUGUACGCCCCGCCCCUUUUGUAUUUAUUUAUUGACUAGGCUGCGGUGUCGUGUAGGGGAGUACGAUGUACAGUAACUUAAAGUGUUGACUUGAGACCCGGUCCCUCCCGUCUCUGGCCCUGACAUCCCCUGAGGGAUGAAAAACAAUCCGGCUUCGGCCCCCACAUCCGGCUAGUGCCGAAUGACCCACCUGAGGCUGUAGAAUCAGGAGACCUGGCCGCGCAUCCGCUCGGAGAUGCUGUCUUGCGAGAAGGGUUUUCCUGUGUUUUGCAGAUGCAUCAUGCAAUGAAGUCUGCAUGUGUCUGAUAAACCUUCAUCACAAGCGAAUCUAUACACUGAUACAAGCGUAUCAAGCAUAAGGAGAGUAUUACCCUAAUUUCAUAAGAGAAAAUUGUGCUAUACUCGUGAAGGCUCUUGUUUCUAACCUGCUUCUGUGAUUAAGUUUUAGUAAAUUCGUUGCUGCCCUGCUUCCUCUCCCCUCCCCGACCCCGUGUGCCCCCUGCGCAUUGCCUCUGUAUUGGACAUACUGAUUUUUUAACAUAGAUCUAAUUUCAGAAAUGAAUGGCUACUUUACCUGAUUAA
This is a messenger RNA of Myotis lucifugus (little brown bat), 4228 nucleotides long. It is a transcript of the gene PRKCA, whose product is annotated as protein kinase C alpha. Gene Ontology annotation, biological process: protein phosphorylation. Gene Ontology annotation, molecular function: diacylglycerol-dependent serine/threonine kinase activity; zinc ion binding; ATP binding. The record is from RefSeq and is a predicted model, not a curated record. The transcript has 16 exons. Lineage: Eukaryota; Metazoa; Chordata; Mammalia; Chiroptera; Vespertilionidae. The coding region runs from base 681 to 2732 and encodes 683 amino acids.